This is a messenger RNA of Cotesia glomerata, 826 nucleotides long. Its product is annotated as lysophospholipase-like protein 1. Gene Ontology annotation, biological process: protein depalmitoylation. Lineage: Eukaryota; Metazoa; Arthropoda; Insecta; Hymenoptera; Braconidae. Bases 101 to 796 code for a protein of 231 amino acids. Gene Ontology annotation, cellular component: cytoplasm. The transcript has 4 exons. The record is from RefSeq and is a predicted model, not a curated record. Gene Ontology annotation, molecular function: carboxylic ester hydrolase activity; palmitoyl-(protein) hydrolase activity.
CAAUAUCAAACUUUAAUUUUGUCAAAAAAUAAGCAAAAUAAUGAUCAGCUGUUUUGUUUUAUAAUUUAUAAUUGACAAAUAAAAUAAAAUAAAUCCAAAAAUGGCAUCUGGAAUCUUGCGAACGCCGAGAAUAAUAAAUGUUCAGCCAACUAAAAAACAUACUGCCAGUUUAUUUAUUUUUCAUGGAUCUGGGAGCACUGGAAAAGAUGUAAAAGAAUGGAUAGACAUAUUAAACAGAGAUGAAUUUAAAUUUCCACACGUAAAAAUAAUUUAUCCAACCGCACCUGCUCAACCUUACACCCCGUUGGGAGGAAUGCUGAGCAACGUGUGGUUUGACCGCAACGACGUUAAUAUUAAAGCUCCCGAAAAUAAGGAAUCGAUCGAUGCAAUCGCUAAAACGGCGACUGAACUUAUAGACAGCGAAAUAAAAGACGGGAUUUCUGAAGACCGAAUUGUCGUCAGCGGGUUCUCGAUGGGUGGUGCUAUGGCAAUGUACCUCGCCUAUAAUUAUCGCCCGUCGUUAGCUGGCUGUGUUACUAUGUCCUCUUUUCUCAAUGAUAAUUCUCUAGUUUAUGAGACUUUGAAGAACAACAUCACAACACCGCCGCUACUACAAUUUCAUGGGCUGAAUGAUUCUUUGGUACCUUUUGCAUGGGGAGAGAAAACUCAUGAGAAUUUAAAAAAAUUAAAUGUCACUACUAAAUUAGUACCAAUUCCUAAUAUUGAACAUGAAAUAGUUCAAUCAGAAAUCCAUCAAUUUAAAGAAUGGGUUUUAAAUAUUCUUCCUGAUGUGUAAAGUAGUAAUUUUUAUUUUUUAAAAUUUGUG